Erigeron canadensis is the source of this 1148-nucleotide messenger RNA. RefSeq names its product clavaminate synthase-like protein At3g21360. The transcript has 3 exons. Gene Ontology annotation, molecular function: oxidoreductase activity. The record is from RefSeq and is a predicted model, not a curated record. Lineage: Eukaryota; Viridiplantae; Streptophyta; Magnoliopsida; Asterales; Asteraceae. Bases 1 to 978 code for a protein of 325 amino acids.
AUGGCCAUCGGAGGAUUCUUCAAAGAAGUAGUAUUACCCGAGCAAAAAUCUUAUGGUGACAGUGUUCUGUUCCCUGCAGUGCUGUCCCCAACCAUUAACACUAGUUUUACAGUAUUCGAAGAGGCUAUCAAAGCUGAGAUGCCAUGGCUGGAUUCUCUUUUAAAGGAAAGAGGUGCUAUUCUCUUCCGAGACUUCCCUGUUACCUCUCCCUCUGACUUUAAUGAUGUUGUGGAAGCUUUCGGCUACCCUGAAGCACCUUACAUUGGUGGGCGGGCCUCUAGAACCCAAGUAAUUGGCAGGGUUUACACUGCUAAUGAAACUCCUCCUGAUAAACGAAUCCCUUUCCAUCAUGAGAUGGCAUAUGUUCCAGAUUACCCUUCCAAAAUAUGUUUUUAUUGUGAAGAAGCACCAGGAAGCGGGGGACAGACUCCGAUAGUUUUGAGUCAUAUAGUAUACGAUAAGAUGAAAGAAAGGCACCCAGAGUUUGUUGCACGUCUCGAGGAGCAUGGAGUGACGUAUAUAAUUUUGACAGGUGAUGAGGACCAACCAUCAUCGUCCACUGGUAGAGGUUGGAAGUCAGCGUACAAUACUGAUGACAAGAAAGUUGCAGAGGAAAGGGCAGCGAAGCUGGGGACAAGGCUCGAAUGGAUGGGAAAUGCUGCCAAAGUUAUAGCAGGUCCAAUGCCCGCCAUCAGAUUCGACAAGGAAAGUCAAAGGAAGACGUGGUUCAAUAAUUUGACUGGUCCAGUACAUGGUAGUCGUAAAAUUCAUGAUAAGGGUGCAUUUGCUGAGCUUGGAAAUGGUGAAGCUGUGGAUGAUGAUAUCAUGGAAGACUGCAUGAGAAUACUGGAUGAAGAAUGUGCUAUAAUACCUUGGAAGAAAGGUGAUGUCAUGCUUGUUAAUAAUUUGACGGUUCUUCAUGCCCGUGAGCCACUACUAAAACCACCUCGCCGGGUACUUGCAGCCAUUUGCAAAUGACAGGACGAUAAAGAGAAAAAAGUACUUAUUAUAUUCUUCCAUUUGAAUAGCCAUAUUUCACUUUCUCGUUGCAGUAUAAUAAUUUUUCUUGCAUAAACGUUUGGAAAUAAGUUCGCUAGAACCAAAGAGUUUAGAUAAAUCUAUGUAUUGUUAAUGAAAAUAAAUAUGUC